Suncus etruscus (white-toothed pygmy shrew) is the source of this 1595-nucleotide messenger RNA. RefSeq names its product otoconin 90 (gene OC90). The transcript is spliced from 11 exons. Lineage: Eukaryota; Metazoa; Chordata; Mammalia; Eulipotyphla; Soricidae. The record is from RefSeq and is a predicted model, not a curated record. Bases 314 to 1564 code for a protein of 416 amino acids. Gene Ontology annotation, molecular function: phospholipid binding; calcium ion binding. Gene Ontology annotation, cellular component: extracellular matrix. Gene Ontology annotation, biological process: lipid catabolic process; arachidonate secretion; phospholipid metabolic process.
UAUCCUCCCCACCCCUAACUGGUGGAGAAAGCUCUCUCUUGCCUUGAAAGUUUCUGUUUUGUUUUUAAGAGAAAAUGGAUUAAAAGUCCAUUCAUUGGACAAUCAACAGGGACCAGGACUUGUAAACCUGAUUCCUUUCAUUUUCUAGGAUAGUUCCAAAUACACAGUAAGUUGAAAGAAUAAUAGCUACUUCAACUGUGACUCCCACUGUCCGCACUCCCUUCCCUCCCCCCUAGACUGUCUGGGCUCCCACUUCACCUGGCUGCAGGCUGUCUUCACCAAUUUUCCUGUGCUGCUGCAAUUCGUGAAUGGGAUGAGGUGUGUGGCUGGUCUUUGCCCCCGGGACUUUGAAGACUAUGGCUGUGCCUGCCGGUUUGAGAUGGAAGGGCUGCCUGUGGAUGAGACCGACAGCUGCUGCUUUCAUCACCGGAGGUGUUAUGAGAAGGCUGCUGAGAUGGACUGUCUCCAAGACCCUGCUAAGCUCAGCACAAAUGUCAACUGCAUCACCAAGACGAUCACUUGUGCAUCCAAGGAUCCUUGCGAGCAACUUCUCUGCACCUGUGACAAGACGGCCAUCGAGUGCUUGGCUCAGUCUAGCAUCAAUGUUUCCCUGAACCUUCUAGAAACAUCUCUCUGCCUAGUUCAGCCUGCAGAGACAACUAGUGGCAAAAAGUUGAUGACACUUGAGCCUAAAGGAAUUCUACUAGAGCUUACAGACACCAAUCUGACGGCCCUCUCAGGAGAAGUGUUUGCUGAGACCAGCACUCACGGACAGAUCACAUUCUCCAGAACAAGUCAAGAAACAGACCAAGACCAGGAAGGUGCUGAAGUCACCAAGACCACACUCCUUCCAGGAUCAGCAGAGAUCAUGGCCACAGUUCCAGAAAUCUCCGCUGUUCCCACCAGCACUCAGUCUUUGGGGUUGGCAGUGUCUUCUGUCAAAAGUGGACCUGAGAAUACAGCUGGAAGAGCCUGUGACAGAUUCACCUUCCUGCAGCGAAGAAGGGGGGACAGCAUGCAAAGGAUGCCAAGACUUGGGGAGAUGCUCUUUUGCCUGACAUCCCAAUGCCCAGAGGAAUUUGAAUCUUACGGCUGUUACUGUGGGCAAGAAGGACGAGGUGAGCCCAGGGAUACUCUGGACAGGUGCUGUUUUUCCCACCACUGCUGCCUGGAGCAGGUGAGAAAAUUGGGCUGCCUGCUGGACAGGAUUCCUCCAUCACCAGUGGUGUGUGAGGGUCGCACCCCCAAGUGUGUGGGACUGAGCCUGUGUACGAAACUGCUUUGUGCCUGUGACGAGACGGCAGCCCAGUGCAUGGCCUCUGCCUUCUUCAAUCAAAGCCUCAAGUCAUCAGACCUACAAGAAUGCCAGGGCAGCCAGCUCUCCUGUGAGGACAGCAUGCAUGGGGGAGCUUCUGCUGCCUCCUUUGACUCCAGCUCUGAGGAGGUCAGUGAGGAAGACACACCCCACAUGGAGGGCCUGAAAAGAACCAGAAGAUUUGUGAGCAAGUCCCUUGGUCUCAAGGGGACCAGUCCACAGCAUGGUCCUGGGCAGAUCUUCAGAUAAGCACAGCCUGUACUUCUGUUCCUCCCCUUAC